AUGGCUACUAACGGUUUUUUUACAUAUCGUGAUCUUUAUGGUGGUAAGCCUGAACUUUAUCAUCAAUCACGUAAAUCUCAUUUUUCAUCUACCGAUUCAAUACAAUAUUUAUCCACAUCAAGUACACCAAUUAUUUCACUUCCAACGACAACCGAUCUAUUAAAUUUAUUCUCAUCAACGACAAUACAAUUAGAUAAUAAAUUAUCCAAAUUUAUACAGCUUAUUCCAUUUGAUUAUUUGUAUUGGUUUCUUAUUGGAUUAGCUAUUUUAUUAACAUUAAUAUUAAUUAUUAUUUUUGCUUAUUAUUUUCGUAGUCACUGUAGAAGACCUAAGAAACCUACAGAUGAAAAAAGAGAAUCAGUACCAAGUAUUUAUCGAUAUCGAAAAAGUGGACAAGGUGUAAGUUCACAUAAUAUCUAUGAAACAACAUCACCAUUUCCAUUUCCAUCUCCGGUACGUCCACGUUUAUCUCAAUCAGUUGAACGUCGUAAUAAUCAACUUCUUCGAGAAGGUCUUAAUGCUGUUGGAUCUCCACGUGGUCUACGUACUGAUGUAAGUCACGCAGAACCAGCGAGUUCAUUUAGCAGUACAGCAUCCGAUCUCCUCACAGAAAUGAAAGAUCGAUUAAAUACUCACUUGCCUAAAGCAAUACCACCAAAACAAGAACAAGUUUAUGAGACACAGGUAGACGUCUAA
Adineta steineri is the source of this 696-nucleotide messenger RNA. Lineage: Eukaryota; Metazoa; Rotifera; Eurotatoria; Adinetida; Adinetidae. The record is from the annotation of a GenBank genome assembly.